UGUGACCUGGCGCCUCCUACGAUAAUCGUCCAGUCUCUUGACAAGAAUCCAACUUGAUGGCAACAAAAGGCACAAGACGGCAACUGAUUGGAUGACCCAUUCGCCGAAAGCCAGUCAGCCGAACGAAACAGAAUUAGCGUGAUUGCAUUGCAUUGCAUGGCUUCAACCUCUGUGGAAAACAAAGACGGCCAGCGCCUACUCAGAUGGCACUAUAACCGAGGGCUAGAUGUCCAAGGAUCAAAUUCAGAGCAGCUGGCACUGUUCUUCUUUCCUUAAGCUUCCUCACUGAAGACAUCUGCGGAAAAAUAGCAACUCUCGGUCAAGCAUGUCCGUACCGCAAACCAACCUCCGGCCCAUCAGCCGCUUCGUAACAGGCCACAACAAAGCCACCGGGGCGUCCGUUUUCGAAGCCCUUUCAGUGCCAGAAACUCCUCCAAUUUCAAGUUAUCCUGGCGGCAUGCAAAUUGCGUUAUACUACGCCACCUCUGGCUUUCCUGUCGACUUGAGUGUCGAUCGCGACAUCGAGGUAUACGAGAACAUAACUAAAAAUCCUCCUGGGAUCGUAGUCCCAGAUGGAUCCGCCGCCCGAGUCAUAGACUUCCCUCCAGGUUAUGAAUCUCCCAUGCAUCGAAGCAUGAGCCUAAAUUACAACUUUGUCAUCGAGGGGGAAGUCGAGGUCAUCUUGGACUCCGGCGAAAGCAGAACCUUGAAACGAGGAGAUGGACUGGUGCAGCGAGCGAUAAAUCACUCCUGGCGAAACACGAGCCAAACUGAGUGGGCCCGAAUCACGGCAGUAGUAUUACCUAUCCAUGACUUUCAGGUUGCGGGACAGAACGUCGAAGCGAAUCUGCCAUCUCGACAUGAAUAGGAUCAACUUUGAGCAUCAUGUGAUAUAAAAU
Exophiala mesophila is the source of this 899-nucleotide messenger RNA. RefSeq lists its product as uncharacterized. Bases 326 to 868 code for a protein of 180 amino acids. The transcript has a single exon. The record is from RefSeq and is a predicted model, not a curated record. NCBI's taxonomy places the organism in Eukaryota, Fungi, Ascomycota, Eurotiomycetes, Chaetothyriales, Herpotrichiellaceae.